Lampris incognitus (smalleye Pacific opah) is the source of this 1984-nucleotide messenger RNA. It is a transcript of the gene pigr, whose product is annotated as polymeric immunoglobulin receptor. Lineage: Eukaryota; Metazoa; Chordata; Actinopteri; Lampriformes; Lampridae. Gene Ontology annotation, molecular function: transmembrane signaling receptor activity. The transcript is spliced from 6 exons. Gene Ontology annotation, cellular component: plasma membrane. The record is from RefSeq and is a predicted model, not a curated record. The coding region runs from base 79 to 1032 and encodes 317 amino acids.
GGAAGUUGGAACAGCGGAACAGUCGAGUUUGGAGAGGAGAAAACAUUCACUUGUUAAAACACAAUUUGUCAGGGAAACAUGUCACGGCUUCUCGCGUUCACCCUCUGGUUGGUAACUUGGCUUCCAGGUUCUCUAUGUACAGUGACCACGGUGGGAGAGUUCUCAGUGUUGGAGGGCCGUUCGCUCACAGUGCCGUGUCAUUACGAGGCUCAAUAUGCCAGCUAUGUAAAGUACUGGUGUCAAGGGAGAAUGAGGGAGUUCUGCAGCAGCCUCGCCCGGACAGAUACCCCAACACCCAGUGGCGCCGAGGGGAGGGUGAGCAUUUUUGAUGACCCUGUCCAGCAGGUUUUUACAGUGACCAUGACAGACCUGAAGGAUGGGGACACCGGCUGGUACUGGUGUGGUGUGGAGGUGGGUGGUGUAUGGACCGCUGAUGCGGCCGCCUCGACGCACGUCACGGUCAAUCAUGGUAUGUUUGCUGUGAACAAUAAAGUAAUUGGAGAGGAAGGGAGCAGCGUCACAGUUGAAUGUCUUUACAGUGAGAGAUACAGAGAAAGUGAGAAGAAGUGGUGUCGCAGUGGAGACUGGAGCUCCUGCCUGGUGACAGGCCCUGAUGGGAGGUACGAGGACGCCUCAGUGGCCAUCACUGAUGACAGAAUUGGGACUUUGGCUGUAACCUUAAGGGAACUGAAGAUGCGAGAUACUGGCUGGUACUUGUGCGCCGCUGGACAGCAACGGCUGGCUAUGCACGUGACGGUCACGCCACGACCCUCAACCACAGCGUCCUGGAGGACAUCUUCACCAGUACCAAGUCAGUCGACUACGUAUCUACAACCAACGCCCAUGAAUACUGCAAAGGAAUCCUGGGACUCUCAUCGGGGUACCCCGGGGAUCAAGGUGACCUUCAAAAUGCCACCAUCCUCUUCCUCAACAGGGAUUCGCAGAAUAUGGAUGGAUUCUGAGUCCAGUUCAGAUCAACUAAUUGUUCAGUGUAGGGUCAAAAUAAACUCAAAUAUGUACAUUUCGUUCUAGAUCGAGGAUGUGCGUUGUUACCUCCGUGUGACAUUAUUCUCUUAUGCUGUUUAUUUGAAAAGUUACGACUUAGCAAAGUUGUCUUUCCAUUGUCAUUUCUCUAUAUCACACAUUGUUCCACAAUUCCUUCAUUCAAUAAAGAGCUGAAGUGGAUACUGUCUGACUGUUAAGAGAUAGAUAGAUAGAUAGAUAGAUAGAUAGAUAGAUAGAUAGAUAGAUAGAUAGAUAGAUAGAUAGAUAGAUAAUUAGAUAGAGGGAUAGAAACUAAUUCAUCCCAGGAGGAAAUGGUUUUGGACAACACACAGUAACAGAGAGCACAAAAUAUAUAAGACACGGCAACAGAAACACAAAAAUUUUCUAUUUUGAACACUAUUUUUUCAAACUCAGUGAUGUCACCUCCCAACCCAAAUAGUCACAACUACAAUGCUAAUGAUCAGAUAAUCAUUCAUUAUUAGUAUUGUUGUUGUUUCAACAUUGAUGAUGAUAAUAUUAUUUUAAUAAUGGCAAUUCCAAUACAAUGAGGAGCCAGCUAAUGUUUUAUAAUGUCUUAUUUUGACUCUAACUUCAACUUUAAUCUACUGAAUUAUUCAUUGUGAAAGUUGUCAUUGUCAUUCUAUUUUACUUUAUUCUAUUCUAAAUCAUCUAAGAUGGAGUACUCCAUUCUGUCACUGGGUGGGGAUCAACCCUUUUAUAAAUCCAUCGCCCUGCCACAUUGACUAUGUAGCAAUCAUAUUAGAGUGUGUGUGUGUGUGUGUGUGUGUGUGUGUGUGUGUGUGUGUGUUUGUGUGUGUGCGCGUGCGUGCGUGCUUCACUGACCAAACAGCUUACUCCAGACACAAAAAUGAAUGACAGUAAAGAAGUUAUAGUCAGUCCAAAUUGUUGUUUGACAGGAUGCUCUAUUCAGACGUAAAAGUAUUUUUUCCUGUUCUAUUAAAUCUGUGAACGCUCCAAA